AUGUCUGUUCCAUGUGUCCCAUCGUCUUUCCCAGCUCCUAACCUCCUCGGAGCAGAAUUCCUCGCCAUCGAAGCAGCCAUCGUAACAAACCACUCAGCCCCAGUCCCAAAAGGAUGGCGCUUCUCCCAACCAUCAGUCGACGUGCACAAUGCCACCUUUUGCAACGUAACCUUGACAUACACCCACCCCGGCCAAAACGACACUCUAAACGUCGAGGUCUGGCUCCCGCUUGCUGAAGAGUGGAACGGCAGGCUUCAGGCUGUCGGGGGAGGCGGGUGGAAUGCUGGCCGGUUUCCGCUGAGUUGGAUGGGUAUGGCCGGGGCUGUUGCUGAUGGCUAUGCUACUGUGACUACGGAUGCUGGGCUGGGUGAUGCCUAUGAUCCGUUGCCUUGGAGCUUUGUUAGUCCGGGGAAUGUUAAUCUGUAUGCGUUGCAGAAUCUUGGGCUUGUAUCGUUGGGUGACGAGGCAAUCAUCGCAAAGGAUGUCAUUAAUAGCUAUUAUGGCAAACUACCUUCAUACUCCUACUGGAACGGAUGCUCCCAAGGAGGUCGUCAAGGCGCAAUGCUCGCCCAGCAGUUCCCAACAGCCUACGACGGGAUCAUCUCUGCAGCGCCGGGCGUAUACUGGGCCGAGAUGUUUUUCAGCAACAUAUGGCCUACGUUUUACAUGGAAAUCACAAAGCAAUAUCCUCGAGGCUGUGAGCUCAAUGAGCUCACGGCAAUUGCCACGUCGAUCUGUGAUCCUUUGGAUGGUGUCAAGGAUGGACUCAUCUCGGAUCCUGAAGGGUGUCGUGCUGCUUUUAAUCCCUUUGAUCAUGUCGGAACUUCAUUCAAAUGCGUUGAAAACGGCUUUACCGAUACAAUCAAGGUUACAAAAGCGGCUGCUGCUGUGGCAAACGCAGCAUACAAAGGACCCGUCUUCUCCAACGGCAAACCCCUCUGGUACGGCUUCGAAAUCGGCUCAGAUCUCAGCUACAUCGCACCAACAAACUGCACAAGCACCGUCUGUGUAGCUACUGGGCACGCGAUGAUCGAACUUUGGCACGAUGCCUUUGAUGUCGCCAAUACUCCGCUUGAUUUCUCCAACCUCACCCACAAAGACUUUGACAACAUGUACCGAAUGGCAAAGAGAACAUAUGCGCCAUUUUUGGCUACGGAUGAGCGUGAUCUAUCUGGAUUUAGGGACGUUGGAGGAAAGAUGAUUACCUUUCAUGGCCUGAUUGACCCGAUUAUCCCGGCCGAGAGCUCCCUCGCCUACUACAAAGCCGUAUCAUCCUUCCUGGGCGACACUCAAGACUUUUACCGCUACUAUCGCGCACCAGGACUCAGUCACUGCUUAGGAGGCCCUGGUGGACAGCCCGAGCAACUAUUCGCGCAACUACGAGAAUGGGUAGAGAACGGCAAGGCUCCCGAGGAAUCACCCGUCCUCAUCAUGACGCCAGACAACAAGACUCAACAGCAAAUAUUGUGCAAUUUCCCCAAAAAGGCUGUCCUGGACUCUUCAUGUUCCGACGCCAACAGCACAGAGUGCUGGUCCUGCACUGAUGAACAACAAAUCCCUUCCAAGCGGAAUGGCCAACAGAUACUAUACUAG
Molecule: messenger RNA, 1593 nt
Organism: Fusarium keratoplasticum
Lineage: Eukaryota; Fungi; Ascomycota; Sordariomycetes; Hypocreales; Nectriaceae
Product: Carboxylic ester hydrolase
Exons: 3
Coding region: 1-1593 (530 amino acids)
Source: RefSeq, a predicted model, not a curated record